Molecule: messenger RNA, 1523 nt
Organism: Sphaeroforma arctica JP610
Lineage: Eukaryota; Ichthyosporea; Ichthyophonida
Exons: 7
Coding region: 38-1096 (352 amino acids)
Source: RefSeq, a predicted model, not a curated record
GGAUGGGAACGGCUCUGACACCGAACCGUGCGCUCACAUGGAGUUGAAGCACGUCAGCCUUGCCGAUAGCGCUGCAAUAGCUGUCGCUGCAUCCAAUCAUUCUCUGACAGAGUUGCACGCUUUGAUCCUUGAAGCGCUGAUUAUACACAAGGGAUCGGCGCACGUGGACCAGAUCUGCGACCACGUGUCUCUCACGUGGGGCUCCUUGCGCAAACGCGAUGGCACACCGUACGCCGUAGACUGCCGGAGGGCGGUCAACUCGUCGCUGCUCAAAAGCUGCAACGACGCACCUCUAUACAAAAGACAGCAUUUUCACAAUUGGGUGUUGACCACGCAUGCGAAAGCCGUCCUUGCGGAGAGCGAAGUCGAUCUGUCCGAUGUCAAGUUUGUGUCGCUCGGAAACGGACAAGAUCAAUUCAAAAUGCCCGACGAUGAACUGUCGCCGUACGAACCGCCGAGCCGUCCCGAAAGCGCUGCGGGGCAGAACACACCCGCAGACAACGUUGUGGCGUCUGACCGCAUACGUGACGAUACGUAUGAGUGGCCCAGGGUGGAGUCUGAGGUGGAGCACGACACGGAGAAUGACUUGGCGGCUGCUAUGGAUCUGACUGGUUUGCAAUUGAUACUGCUCCGAGUACUCGGAACGAUUGAAGAAGGGAAAGGCAUGCACAUCGAGGACAUACAUUACCGAGUGGGACCGCACUUUGUGAAUCUCAAGAAGAAGAAUGGAACCAUGUACUCGGCUGAAACAAAGAGGGCCACGAUAUCGAGUUUAACCAACAAUCCCAGCCCACCAUUCUUUGUCAAGAUCAACAAAGACCCCACAAAAUGGAUUCUAGCUCCCGCUGGGCUUGAGAAAUUGGCGUUAUAUAAAGUACAGGCCGUAAAAAUGCGGGCGAGAAAAAGGUCACAAAGCGACUCCAAUAACGAGGAACCAGACACCAAAUCAGACGUAGAGUCAGAGACUAGCAAAGUGGAUGCACCCACCAAGGUAAACACCAAGGCCACGGGUCAUACUGAGAACAAGGCAGACGCCAUCAGACGGAGCACCUCACCAACAAGCGACACACCCAGCAAGAGGCAACGCAAAACGUGAUCGCGAGCCUUUGCACACACUACUGAAGGGUAGCCUAGGCGUGACGUAGAUACUGUAGGAACGCAGCAAUGGCAUGCACAUCGCGUAUGUAUGCGGAUUUUAGCUUUGAUACAUACUAUAUGACGAAUUAUCAUAUCGGCAAGCGCAGUCGCGAGUCGAAAGUAUACAAGAUUCUAAGAGAUGGACUAUAGACAAUCCGCCAAAGAAACGCAAAUCGAUAUGAGUCAUAACAUAGCCUUCUAAAUGAACAGUUAUAACAGCUGUAUUACACAAUACCAUCGACUGGGCUGAUAGUAUGACUCGUGGCGGAUGCGAAGACUGAAAAUUACUGCUUGCUCACGCACCGCGAAGGCAGCAGUGGUGACAGACGUUCAAAGACAGCGAAUAAAAACCAAGUGCAAAGCAGCGAAUAAAAACCAAGUGCAAA